AUGGGACUGGAGUCGCAGCCAGACCGCUGAAUUCUUGCAAGUAAUCUCCAACAGAAGAGAGCUGUGCCGAGAAAACUAAGCGAAUUUAACCCAAGGCAGAUUUUUAUUCUGAACUGCCAAAUAAAAAAAUGGAUACAGCACCCGCGCUGUGAUCGGGUGGAUUACAAAAUUGGAAAGGAGGACAGAAAAUCGAGAACAGAAGAAUAUUUGAAGAUUAUAAUUAUUUUAUGUGUUAUCACGUUUUGUAAAUGCUGAUUCAGCUGUGGUCUGUAGUAGCAUAAAUAAACCCUUGAAGGUAUCACAGCUUUAAUAGCUGGGACCCCAUGUAUGUUUAUCACAUAUUAUAUUGAGAGAGAGAAGUUUGAUACUUGUGAAAUUCUUAACUUGCUUAAAUCUCGCGGAAAAUGUGCACAUCAGUUCGGAAUUGCUGUUCAAAAGGGUUCUAGCAUUUAAACUAAACAACAUUAAAACAAACAAACAAACAAACAAACAAAAAACACCUAGAGAACACGCUAUGGAAAAACGGUGCCUUCUUUUCUCAAGCUUUCUGGCUCUUAUCCCUUCACACCUACAGGUUUCUGGUCAAUACACACCGCCAUCUGAGCAUCCAGGUUUCCGGGUUUUAGCCACGGCCUCCCACUAUUGGCCCUUGGAUGCGGUGGAUGGGAUUCACAGACUUUGGGAUGCAGUUGGAAACCGAACAGGUUAUGUUAAUGGAACCAGUAUAACUCUCAGAAUCCACAACCAUACUGUGCUUCUUUCCCAUAACUCUACCUCUGUAUAUACCAAUGACUCUGCCUACACUAACCUUACUGCAACCGUAGACCUAGUAGAAGGAAUGGUUAACAGAGGGAUUUAUCUCAAUGGAGAUGAGGGAGCCACAUUUUUACAUUUUGGGAGCUAUGAAAACAGUUGUAUUAGUGACCCAGCACUCUGUGGACCUCAAGGUGUAACAUUCUCUUUUUUUUGGAAGAACCAGGAAAGCCAGACCCGGUUUGCCAUGGCCUCUGGAGGGAAAGUGAUUUCCAAUGGGUUCUCAGUUUACUCCAAUGGGUUUGCGGACUACGUGGAGUUUUACACUCGAGGGGACUCCCGAACAUGGAGAGCAAAAGUCACCCUGCCAGGUCCUCACUGGACUCAUAUUCUGUUCACCUGGACUCUGACCGAUGGUCUGAAAGUCUAUGUUAAUGGGACCUUCAGCACCAACGACUCCCAAGGGAGGAAGUCCCAGAAUUAUGGGGAUCCUUAUCACAACCUCAUCAUUGGGGCAGACAAUGACCAGUCCUAUGGUCACUAUAUGACAGGAGCCUUUGAUGAGUUUGUCAUAUGGGAAAGAGCUCUGACCCCUGAAGAAAUAGAACUGUAUUACAAAGCAGCCAUAGGAGAGCCUGUAAUUAUUCCUACAACACCAUUUGUCCAAAACUCUACUAGUUCUCCAGUGGAUUUAAUGUUAUCCACAGAUGCAUACCAUCCCAUUAUUACAAACCUGACAGUGGAAAUACAGCACUUCCAGUACCCUGUAUCUAUGCUGGGAUACUUGGAAUCGGUGUCAAUCAGCCUGCCCAACAAAACCAUCCCCAAGGAAACUGCCUCCAACCUGACCAAGACCUUCUUGAAAAGCGUUGAAGAAGUUCUUUUGUUACCAAGUUGGUCUGAUCUUGCAGAGCCUGGCCCUAUUGUCAGCGGUCUAAUCGAAACAGUGGAUAAAGUGAUGGUGCACAUGGUGUACAAUCUGGAAACCAGUCCCAUCUCAAUUGAUGGGUCCUCAACAGUAGCAGAUUAUUCUCUUGUGAAAUUACCACUUAGUAUGAACCUGCCUCACUACCGCUUCCCUUCGCAAGGAAAGAGCUACAUCUCAAUCCCUGGCAAAGCUUUCAACUUCAACUCACGGACCACCAUUGUGGGACUGUUCUACCACACCAUGCAUAACUACUACAAGAAAAUCGACCCUCUCAAAACAAAGAUCAAAGAAGCUGCAAAUUAUAAAGAAUACAAGAUCUCAGCCACAAGUUACAUCAUUUCCCUAAAGGUUGAGCCACCCCCUGCACUCUCUGUCAACCUGUCAGGCACCCCUCUCAUCACCAUCGUCCUCACACAUGUGCUGAGUCUUGAGCAGUAUAGCCUUGCAUCGAACAGCAGCAACAAUGUGUUUCUUUACUGCGCCUUUCUGGAUUACAGCUCUGGAUCUGGAGUCUGGUCCAAUGAAGGCUGUGUUAGAGCUGAAGGCAACCUCACCUUCUCCACGUGCCUCUGUAACCAUCUCACCAACUUCGCCAUUCUCAUGCAGGUGGUGCCCCUCGAGCUCAGCCCUGUAAACCAGGUGGCGCUGUCUACAAUCACCUACAUCGGCUGCGCCAUCUCCAUCUUCUGCCUGGCCAUCACUAUUGUUACCUUUGCCAUUCUCUCGUCUGUGAGUACAAUUCGUAACCAGCGCUACCACAUUCACGCCAACCUGUCUUUCGCCAUCUUAGUGGCUCAGAUCCUGCUGCUGAUCAGCUUUAGAUUUGACUCAGGAACGCUUCCCUGCAAAAUCAUGGCCAUCCUCCUUCACUUUUUCUUCUUGAGUGCCUUUGCAUGGAUGCUGGUGGAAGGUCUUCAUCUGUAUAGCAUGGUGAUCAAAGUGUUUGGGUCUGAGGAAAGCAAACACAUCUUCUACUACGGGCUAGGCUGGGGGUCUCCCUUGGUGAUCUGCGUGGUGUCUGUAACAUCAGCACUUAACAGCUAUGGAGAAGUGGGCAACUGCUGGCUUUCCCUGGAAAAUGGAGCAAUUUGGGCCUUCGUGGCACCUGCCUUGUUUGUAAUCCUGGUGAAUAUUGGUAUCCUGAUCGCUGUGACGAGAAUCAUCUCCAGAAUCAGUGCCGAUAAUUACAAGGUACACGGAGACGCCAGUGCAGUCAAUUUCUCUUUCAGACUGACUGCCAAAGCAGUUGCUGUCCUGUUGCCCAUCUUGGGAAUCUCCUGGAUAUUUGGGGUCCUGGCAGUCAAUGAACGCUCCCUCCUGUUCCAGUAUAUGUUUGCCACAUUCAACUCCCUGCAGGGUUUCUUCAUUUUUCUCUUCCACUGCCUCCUCAACUCGGAGGUCAGAGCAGCCUUUAAACAUAAAACUAAGGUAUGGUCUCUGACCAGCAGCUCUGUCCGAAACAUCAAUGUGAAACCUUUCAACUCAGACAUCAUGAAUGGAAACAGACCAGAUGGGAGCCCAACAAAAAUUAACACAUGGGAUAAGAGCACAAACUCAGCUAAUCGCAUUGCUUUAUCUGCAGUGUAACAUUGUGCUGCGACGUCUCAAUGGUACGAAAAAAAAGGAUAAUAUACAUGCACCGGAAUAUAUUUUCAAAGAGUUUUCCAUGUCAACUGGAAACCAUGUGAACUGUGUUGUAGGACCAGUGAUGAGUUUGCCCUUUGGAGUUGCUUUCUCCGGGCUGGUGUUAAAAAGUUUAUGGUUGACGGGAGAUGGUUUGACCUUCAACAAAGCAUUUUUCUUUCAUAAACGAAAGAUAAGCCACAGUGAUGAUGCCAGUCAAAAAAAUAAAUAAAUACGUGGGACUUAAAGGGUUAAACAACAAAAAUGAUGGUUCAAAUAGCCUUAGCUGUAAGUUAUUGUAACAUGUUAAUAGCACAGCUGCAGCUUUUCCACCUCCACGUUCUAAGUAAAGCUCUGCAUUAAUCUGUGCUUUGCUUUCUAGAAAUCUUUUCUUAAAUCAGUAUAACACCACCGAGAGACUACUCUCAAAACAUGAUUUUGUCAAGGUAUGGUGUAAAGAUCAUUCAGCAUUUUGAUUAUUUAAUUGAAAUUAUUUUUAAAAGAUAUGACUGCAUUGCAUGGCAGUUAGUGUUCUGCUCAUUAGGGUCAGAGUCCGGGCUGGGCUUUGUGUUUUAACCCUUAUUUUAAAAGGUUACAGGGGAAAUCCUGUUACAGUCUUAUUGUCACAAUUUCCGUUUCUUUGAAGUGAUAUUAAAAGGGUUUGGCUGUAAUGUUUGCUGUGCCAUUGUCACUACCAGAGUCCAGUAACUCCCUGUAACUCCUAACAAAAGUUUACAUGUCAUGAGAAAUAUGGUUUGGUCUAAACUUUUACUGCUUAUUUCUAUAAAACGUUUAGAGCAUUGCUGGGAAUCUCAUAUCUGGGUUUCUGGUAGUAUUAAAUAUGUGUUAUGAAAUAUGUGAUCUAGUCAGUGAGGAGAGGAAAAUGUGACAGAUACUGAAGAUGUUUAUACAUUUGAUUUCAAUACAAAGGUAUGAUAACAAAGCAUUAGUCACAGCAUUACUCAACUGGGUACCCCGGGGCAUUUUGCCAUCAGCUGUGACAUCUUUAUAAUUAUUGUAAUUAUUAUUAUGAUUAUUAAUAUUUAUGAUUUUAUAUUUGUACUUGUACAAGCCCUACAAUAGAAUAUUACUGAAUAUACAGCAGACUAAUUGUUCAGUUUAGUGAAUUGUACUGAAAGUUAAAAUGUCUUUGUUAUAUGUAUAUUUAAUCUAAAAUCAACAAUAAACCUGCUGACAGUGGGUUUUUUUUAUACUUUAAUAUAUUGUACUGAUGAUUACUGUUUGCAAUAAUAUUUAAAAACACAUAUUAAAAUGGUAAGUUGAUACAGACAGAGUUAGUAUUAGCAGAGUCUACUAUAUAACCCAGUACAAAGGGUGCUAUGAAUCAAAACCUACUUCUACUGUAUAUUUCGUUCCACAGAUCUUCGCCAGACAUGCUUGCAAAUGCUAUAUAUUCUAGUUAACUGUAAGUGAAUUUGUAUUUUAUACAGUAUAGAUCACUGUAACUAACGCUAUGAAGACACAGUAACACAGUUGUAUAAAUAAAGAGCAUCUGUAAGCUCACAAAAAUGUUUUCGAUGUUGCUGAAUCUGAAUUUUUUAAGUCAUUAACACUGUCAAAUGAUUGAAUUAGCCUACCCUGCACUGUCUGUAUUAUGAGGUUAACCUUGAAUAUUGAAAGACAUGAUUUUAAUGAUAGAGACUGAUUUGUGCUUUUUGAGACACACUGAUAUGCCCAUGAACUUAUUUCCACAUGUUGAGAUGAGAGCCUUGAACACAGUUUCCACUUUUAAAUAAUGUAUUUAUUUAUUUUAAAAAAAAAAAAAAGGUAUACAAUGAUAACAGUAACAUAUAUGUAUGGGUAAAAUUAUACAUUAUUUUGAAGUUUCAAGGAAAUGGAAAAUCUGUUGUGACAUUGUGACUUGCGAAUAUAGGCCACUGCAUCAGGGGUUUCCUUUAGAUGUAUAUUUUUGCUGAAAUUACAACCUGCUGUGCCUUGGGUGUUUGCAUGAUAGGGGAUUGCUAAGUGUUACAACUUCAAAGCUGUCCAGGCAGAAUGCUACACCACGGAAUCAUGAAAUGCAUGUUUAAAUUACUUGCAUGUCAUCUUAUUGACUUUUUGUAAGAAGCAUCAAUACAAUGUAAAGAACUGUCAAGUUUGUUAUUAUUACUGAUUUCAACUGUGAAUGAUGAUAGGGUAACUAUCACCAACAGUACUGCUCUUAAAAAAAACUGUACCAUGUUCAUUUAGCUGUUUCCCCAUACUUACAUUGUGCAUUUACCAUACUUUACCAUAGUGUGCUGUGGUUUUACAGUGUUUUACCAUUCCAUUAUAUACUUUAUAAUGCAUUCAUGAUGCUGGACUACAUUUUGCUAUGCCUUUACCUUGUCUAUAAGGGAUUCAUACAAUAACAAACAAAACAAAAGCACCUUUUCCACUUGGCUAACAGCAAUGUAAGCAAGGUAUUUUACAUUGUCUAGAUUUGUUUUUUGUUUUAACAGUUCCAGGCUUUAUGCAUGUCCAAUUUCAAAGCAUGUUUAUGUUUUUGAAAAUCAAAACUUCAUCUCUGUCUGUUAGCUCUGUUUCAUUGUCGGGGGACCCCAGUUAUUCACACAGGGAAUGCAGCUUUAAAAGGCAAAACACAAAGCAAAGAACUCCCAAGAAGAAAGAAAAGUGAAUAAUGAAUGAAUAAACCCCCCCCCCCCCAACAGCAAAAUUAAUUUUGACACUCAGUCGCAAACUGUUAGCUUAUAACAAUAAAAUAACACAUGCUAAGCCUUAAUGUGACUGCAAGGUUGAAACACUUUUUGAUAAGCGAGUUCAUUUGAGGCAAUACAUUUUCUUUUCUAUUGCCUCAAAUCCCAUGCUGUUCCAAUAAUCCCACAGUUCUCAAUUACUUGUACCAUUGUGGAAGUCCAAUAGAAGCAGAGAUACAGGAAAGUUUCUUACAGAAACAAAAUAUCACACUUAUAUUUUAAAAUACGUUUAAUAUAUUCUUGGACCUCUUUUAGUCUGUCUUCACCCCUUUGUAACAAUGCCUUCUAAAUCCUUUCUUCUACAUGUCUCUCGCCUUCUAAACAAGAUUAUUAUUUAUUAUUAUUUACCUUCUAAAACUCUGCUCGUUGCUUCCUGUGGCAAGGCACUGUAUCUUAACUUUCUUUUAUGUUUUUCUUGCUGCACUUUAUGUUGAGAUCAUGACUGAAUUCUGGCAGCUUGCCCUGCAGUUUCCUUAUUUUGUUAUCAAUUCCAGCAAGCUGUCAAUGUAUUUUUAAACCCCACAGCACAGUCUAUAUUCCUCCAGGCUGUUUAUCAACUACUUUUUGUUAGAUUUCUCUUCCCCUUCUCCUUUACUACGAGUGACAUAUCCUUCCCUACAGUAUUAUCAGCUAUUUAUUGAAAAGCCAGAUGGGUAGUUGCAGUCUGCAUUUUUAUCUUUGCUUGUAAACCUGUCCUAUUUAUUGUAGAACAGAGAUGUUCAGGUGAUUUUUGGCCAAAAGGGCCAUACUGAUCAGAGAGUUCUUAAAGAGCCAUACUGAUAAGAAAGUUCUUAAAGAGCCAUACUGAUCAGAGAGUCCUUAAAGAGCCAUACUGAUCAGAGAGUUCUUAAGAGCCAUAUUCAUCAGAGUUCUUAAAGAACCAUACUGAUCAGAGAGUUCUUAAAGAGCCAUACUGAUCAGAGAGUUCUUAAAGAGCCAUACUGAUCAGAGAGUUCUUAAAGAGCCAUACUGAUCAGAGAGUUCUUAAAGAGCCAUACUGAUCAGAGAGUUCUUAAGAGCCAUACUGAUCAGAGAGUUCUUAAAGAGCCAUACUGAUCAGAGAGUUCUUAAAGAGCCAUACUGAUCAGAGAGUUCUUAAAGAGCCAUACUGAUCAGAGAGUUCUUAAAGAGCCAUACUGAUCAGAGAGUUCUUAAGAGCCAUACUGAUCAGAGAGUUCUUAAAGAGCCAUACUGAUCAGAGAGUUCUUAAAGAGCCAUACUGAUCAGAGAGUUCUUAAAGAGCCAUACUGAUCAGAGAGUUCUUAAAGAACCAUACUGAUCAGAGAGUUCUUAAAGAGCCAUACUGAUCAGAGAGUUCUUAAGAGCCAUACUGAUCAGAGAGUUCUUAAAGAGCCAUACUGAUCAGAGAGUUCUUAAGAGCCAUACUGAUCAGAGAGUUCUUAAAGAGCCAUACUGAUCAGAGAGUUCUUAAAGAGCCAUACUGAUCAGAGUUCUUAAGAGCCAUACUGAUCAGAGAGUUCUUAAGGAGCCAUACUGAUCAGAGUUCUUAGAGACCUUUUCUUAGUUUGUUUAUGUUCAUUAAACAUGCUCCAUGUUUGUACACACACAAAUUCUGUACAUUUUGUAUUACCCUACAAUGUGAUACAAGUUGAUUGGUGUAAAAUGUACUCUGAUACCUUGACUCAAACAUCAGUGUCCUAUCUGGACCUAGCCACAAUCUGUAUAUAAUACAGUUAUUAUAUAUCAAAAUGUAAUUUAACAAAUAAAAAGAAUC
This is a messenger RNA of Polyodon spathula (Mississippi paddlefish), 7756 nucleotides long. RefSeq names its product adhesion G-protein coupled receptor D1-like. The coding region runs from base 515 to 3268 and encodes 917 amino acids. The transcript has 26 exons. Gene Ontology annotation, molecular function: G protein-coupled receptor activity. NCBI's taxonomy places the organism in Eukaryota, Metazoa, Chordata, Actinopteri, Acipenseriformes, Polyodontidae. The record is from RefSeq and is a predicted model, not a curated record. Gene Ontology annotation, cellular component: membrane. Gene Ontology annotation, biological process: adenylate cyclase-activating G protein-coupled receptor signaling pathway; cell surface receptor signaling pathway.